UCGCCAGGUGGCUAGACUGGUCGGCACACCGCAUCUCGACAUCUCCUUGUGGUGUGAGACGGGUCCAAUGAUGCCGCUUCGAUGGAAUCACUACUCAACUUGAUGAAUAUUGUUCUCGAUCAACGCCUGUAUCCGUACCAGAUAUCAUCACAAAGUUGACACAGCUCGACGAUCAAAAUCUGCAACUAAGAGGACGUCAAGUUGCAGUUCACAGAAUGACGAGAUAUUCUUCGAGACGAGACACCCAGCCCCCGCCGGAUCCAGUUCCUAGUUCAAAGGUAGGGGGCAUGCAAUUGAGAGGGAAGCCACCUAAAAUGGCCGAGACCGCGAAUUCGAUCCCGGCCGAUAUCAGAGCAGACAUCAUCGCCAAUUGGUCUCUGCCCUCGGGCAAGAUCAACGCUUGCGUUGCACCUGAGCGUUGGCCUCUUAACGAGUCUGAUGCAGAGAAGUGGCAUGUCGAUAUCGUCCAUCUGCUCCAUGAAGCAUCAAAACUUUCGAAAGGGAAUAACAAUCUCUUCCAAAUAGAAUUGAACACAGAGGUUGUUUCUCGGCAGAGAAGAAAUCGGAGCGUUAAAGGUAAGGCGGACUGCUUAACCGCAGCUGAUUUGAGAAAAGUUUGCAAGCGUUUGGAGAACUUAAAAAACAUAGAAGAGACGGAAGAGAAAGGAGAACAGGAAGAAGCCGAGAACAGACCAGUACGGCGAGGCAGGUCGAAUGCAAAACCUCAGGAGAAAGCUCAACUCAAAAACGGCCAAAACGCAACAGACACUCAGAAUGCUCUAGAAAAGAAACCCACCACCCACCAACGUAGACGCAACCCACCAGUCUCGGAGUCAAACACCCAAAACACAGCUCGACCAGCACCGAAGCGCCAACCGUCCGACCUCCCCAUCCGCACAGCGCGCAGAUCCCGCACCGCCAAGCUCAAAUCUCCAAAAUCAAAAGUCCCCCUACCCCCCACGACCCCCGCCAACCCGCCCUCAGACUCCGCCGCCUCGGAAGAUGAAGAUCAAGAGAAUACACCCCCAGCACCCAUCAGCGGCCGCCACAUCUACGGCGCCCUCCUCCCGCGCACAACUCUUGCGUUCCCCUCGCCCACCCAGCUCACAGCCGAGUCUACCGUGCCACUGCAAUCGCCCCAGCGCGCCCGUACAACGCGCAAGCGUGCCCGCGCUCGCGCCCCGGAGGAACGGCCAACUGAAGUGCAGGUCGAUCCGGAUCCGCGUGAUAUUGAUGCGACGGGGUUCCUGUCUGAGAUUGAUGUUGGGGAGGUGGGGAAGCAGGAGCCAUCUGUGUUGAGUGUGUUGAAGCGCGGUGUUGUGGGGGAGGGAGAGGAGGAGGCGGAAGUGGCGUGGAGUCAGGAUAUGCUUGCGCCGGAGACGCCUCUUACUUCCAAGUGGGUGGACACGAUGGAUGGUGUGGAUGGAGUGGGGAUCGAGGCUUUGAUGCAGAUACUUCCUCGGAUACCGGGUGGUGCGACGGCGGAGGAGAGAAAAAUGCUGGAGGAUCGAAUUUUACUGUUGCGGAGGGAUAUUGGGGCGUAUGAAAGAUGUGUCACAGAGAUUGAGGAGCGCAUGAAAAUAGAGGGGGGUUUGUGAGCACUGUUUAGUAUGGGAGAACCGGACAUUGGUCUGCAUGGCCCUCGUAAGACCACGUCGAAUGCCAUCCGUUCUUCACAAGCUAGCAACAUAGUAUCCUGUUUCACACCUUGUAAAGAUCUUGUAGUUUCCAUGCCCUGCUAUGAAUCUCGCGGCCUCUAUGAUCUACUUAUCAUUCUGUUUGCUUCACAGCCUGGUACAAAUUAACUUCAAGUGGGAAAGUACAAUUGGCUGAUUGACACACUGCCAAUCAUACAACCCGUAGUAGUGGUUGUUCAAGAGAGAUCUUAAUCGAUACGCCAAUAACCUCGCCCAACAAGAGCGGACAGUGGUAACUCAAGGUAUGAAAAUAGAGGCAGAGAUUGGGUGAUCA
Molecule: messenger RNA, 1971 nt
Organism: Boeremia exigua
Lineage: Eukaryota; Fungi; Ascomycota; Dothideomycetes; Pleosporales; Didymellaceae
Exons: 1
Coding region: 216-1598 (460 amino acids)
Source: RefSeq, a predicted model, not a curated record